Molecule: messenger RNA, 1692 nt
Organism: Pyricularia pennisetigena
Lineage: Eukaryota; Fungi; Ascomycota; Sordariomycetes; Magnaporthales; Pyriculariaceae
Exons: 4
Coding region: 1-1692 (563 amino acids)
Source: RefSeq, a predicted model, not a curated record
AUGCCUCGCAUCUUCAACCAAGCAGCAUGGUGCGUCCUUGAGCAGCCAACCAACACAGAGCAAAUCUUUCCAUUGCCGCCACACCCUCGCCAGGCCCUCGUCAACCCCGCAAUAGCCCGCUACUUCCACCACUAUAUCUCCUCCAUCGCCCCUUGGUAUGAUCUUAGUGAUGGGUCUCGGCACUUUGCUACCUGCCUAACCGAGCUGGCCCUCACCGACCCGCUCCCAUUCGCUGCCGUCAUCGCCCUGGCCGCGAUUCAGAUCAGCCAGACGACGGCACCGUCGGCCCGGACCGCUGCCGAGUACUACCAUGGCCACUGCGUCCGGCUGUUGUUGGUCCGGCUGAAGGACGACAGUUCGGCCUCUGACGAUGGCGAUCGCGACGGAAUCACGCUCGCUUCCAUCUGUCUCCUGCGCUCGUACGAGAUCCUGAGCGAGGAGGUCGAUCCGAACCGGCAUCUCCGGGGCGCGUACUCGCUUGCCGUCUCUCGUACUCCGCUGCUCCGGGAAGAUGACCUCAGCGGGCGUGGAGGGCUGCGCGGCGCGGGGUUCUGGAACUAUUUGAGGGAAGACAUUACUUUCAGUCUGUUUCAAAGAUGCCCGCUCAAGGUGGGACUGGAGCAGGUCGAGCUGUUUGUCUGGCGUGGUGACGAUGUUGACGGUGACCACGGCUACUUGAAUGCCGUGACGCUCAUUCUGGGAAGAAUUAUUAAUGAGUGUUUUGGGCGCGAGACAGUCUGUCGCCGCACCAUGGCAACACUCUCCCAGAAACCGAGUAACGGGCCCGCCGUGAUCAAGCCAUCGGCAGCCGAGAUCAAAAACAACACGCUCUCAGCACGCAACCUCGAACUGGCCGUCCGUCAUCUGCACGCCGACGGCCUCGUGGUGGUCGAGGACGCCGUACCGCAUCCGGACCUUGACGCCCUCAACGCCAAGAUGGUCCCCGAUGCCCGCUACCUGCAGUCUCUCGGCGAGGAUGGGCCCUUCAACUACAACCAGGGCAACCUGCAACAGGACCCGCCGCCAGUGGCCGAGUAUUUUUUCCCCAGCAUCUUUACAAACAAGAUUGCCACGCAAAUCACCUCAUCCAUCCUUGGCCCCCGCCCCAAAUGGACUUUUUGCUCGGCCAACUCCGCCAUGCCCCCAUCGUCACCCGACGCCUCCCCGCAGCGCCAGCCCGUGCACUCGGACGCGGAUUUCGACCACCCGCGACACCCCUUUGCGCUGGUCGUCAACGUGCCGCUCGUGACCAUGACGCCGCGCAACGGCUCGACCGAGCUGUGGCUCGGCACGCACCAUCUCUCGGACCUCUCGGCGCAGGAGGGCGCCCACGGCGAGCGCGCCAGCGGCCGCAUAAAGCAGCAUCUCCUAGACGCGCGCCGGGCGGAGCGGGGCCCGUGCCAGCCCGUCGUCAAGAAGGGCAGCGUCGUGGUUAGGGACCUGAGGCUCUGGCACGCGGGCAUGCCCAACCUGAGUGAGGACGAGGUCAGGGUCAUGCUGGCGUUUAUUCACUUUGCGCCGUGGUAUCGCAACCCAAUGAGGCUGAGGCUCGGAGAGGAUGUGAAGACUGAGAUUGAGAACGUCGCCGGGGAGCUGGAUGUGCCGGUGGAUUGGGUGGGCAGGGACGAGGUGCUGGGUGAGUAUUUGCGGCGCGGGUUUGGGAACAGUUAUGAUUUUGGUCAGGAGGCGUAA